AUGGGAAACGAUGAGCCAGACUGGCGAAUUUUUUUAAAGGAAGCCAAGGAGCAUUGGAUCAGCAAACCAGCAGCGCAGAACCAGGGACAUUGUGACGAUGGCAAUAGACUAUAUUGUUUCGGACCGUAUGGACGAAGCGAGGGGUCUGUCCCAGGGUUCUUAGGCACCUGGGCCAACUUGGUGAAGGAUUUGGACAAGGGAGAAGAUUGGACCAGCCUAGCCAGCUCUGAACACCCUCUCGUGAAGGACAUGUUAACCCCCCGAAGGAGCGGCUAUGAAUGGAAGCACCUGUUGAUGUGUAUCCUCAAGCACGCAUUGAAUCUAAGACAAAUAACCGCAAAGUCCAAUGACUACUCAGAGACCAUCUGGACCAGCAAUCGCUGGAAUGAUGCAUUGAACAAAGGUGUGACCGAUCCGUGGAACAGUAAUAAUACAGGGAGGGGAAUGUUCAUAGCUGUCACAUGUAUCAUAAGGGCCUUAGUAGGGAACUUUAAAAGGGAGGAAGAGAGAUUCCAACAAGUUAGCCAACUCUGCCAGCAUGUCUGGGAUACAGUAGGACUAAGACUGGAAAAACCUACGGGAAGAGGCAACAAACGGGAAGUAGAAAAUCUAGAACAGUUCAUGGCGACCCUAGGGGACGACAACCAGAGAACGAGGGAUAAAAAGGCACGGAUGGGACUUUUGUUCAGUAUAUAUUAUGGAUUAGAACAGUGCGCACAGCGUUCCCGUCCGUAUGAAUUGUCAGGACUCCUGAGGACUAGUGGGUGGGACCUGAAGAAAAUAGGGAGUUGUAUUUUAACACAUGACACGUUUAGAUGUGAUGCAGGCGCAAACUCCGAAGGUAUGACGCGCCUAAAUCUCUGGAACAGAGGAGCCCAAAGCUUGCUUAGGGAGGAAACCCCAGAGCAGGCUCCUGGGGACUCCAUCAGGCUAAUCUUCGGAGAUACGCAAGCAGAAGUCCAGGCUAAGAGGGAGAAGGCCCAAAGGGCAGCCAACGAGUCAGCGAUGCGGAUGAAAAACCAACUGGAAGCUCAACAUAGCCUCCAUAGCGCUAGUCAUGUCGUAUAUGGAUCAGAUCCUCAAAACCUGCAGGUACAUACGAAGCCCUCCCCCUCCCACCAGCAGGCUGAGGCCUCGAUCCCCCUACUCAACCCCCAUUAUCCUGCACGCCCAGCGCCGAAGGUAGUAGACGAGGAAGAUGCAAAGGACUCACCCCCCAGCAGCCUCGAUAAUUUACCCCAACUGAGGGAGCUGGAUCACGAUACCAAGAAUGAGAACUCCAUUCCAGCGACCACCUUGGAAGGCGGGGUGCCAACAUCCCCUGGGGAGCAGCCCGAUGAGAAGACAAAUCAAAACAGAAACCUAUUGAGUGAUAGACUCCACACUCAGCCUAAGGAUGAGAAAAUUCCUCUCCUUCAGGGCAACACGCAGGGCGCUGUGGGUAAUAUAGUAGGGGGGAUCAUUGGGACCCUCCUGGCUCUAGGGGGCUUCUAUGGUUUUUAUAGGGUUUAUCUAAGAAGGAGGCCAAGGAACAAUCAUGAACUUCCCUUCCAGGAUCCUCUGCUGCGAAGAGAUCACGCCGAAGCUACUGGGUCGACUAGGAUCCGGAAAAGUGGGGCGGCAAUGUUGAGCCUCUCCACCGGGCAAAAGGGUGACUCCGAAGGGCCACGAGAGGAUGAUGAAGAACCUGAGGUUGCAGGGGCGGGGUAUGGGACAGUGGAUUUGGAGUUUAACGUCUCGCCUUACACAUGGAAGCGGGAAUCUGUGGACCUUGCGAUUGAAAAGGAGGACUUCGAGUUAGAGCAUCCCCCGACGCUCUGUCACCCCCCGUCCCGCGUGUAA
Plasmodium inui San Antonio 1 is the source of this 1842-nucleotide messenger RNA. RefSeq lists its product as hypothetical. The transcript is spliced from 2 exons. NCBI's taxonomy places the organism in Eukaryota, Apicomplexa, Aconoidasida, Haemosporida, Plasmodiidae. The record is from RefSeq and is a predicted model, not a curated record. The coding region runs from base 1 to 1842 and encodes 613 amino acids.